AUGGCUGACCAGAAAUACACCCUCCCCCCUCUCCCCUACGCCUACGAUGCCCUCGAACCCAUAAUCUCCUCCCAAAUAAUGACCCUGCACCACCAAAAACACCACCAAACCUACAUCACAAACCUCAACGCAGCCCUAGCCUCUCAAUCCACCGCACAGUCCUCAAACAACAUCUCCGCCCAAAUCGGCUUGCAGCAGAAAAUCAAAUUCAACGGCGGCGGCCACAUCAACCACUCCCUUUUCUGGGAGAAUUUGGCACCCUACGACUCGGCGGAGACGGAUAUUGGGAAGAAUGCACCGGCCCUCAAGGCGGCGCUUGAGGCGCAGUUUGGGUCUGUGGACGCGUUUGUGAAGGCGUUUAAUGCGACGUUGUUGGGGAUUCAGGGGUCUGGGUGGGGGUGGCUUGUUGCUGAUGGGCCUGGCGGGAAAGGGAAGUUGGAGAUUGUGACGACCAAGGACCAGGAUCCGGUUACUGGGGCGGUGCCGGUGUUUGGGGUUGAUAUGUGGGAGCAUGCGUACUACUUGCAGUACUUGAAUAACAAGGCUGGGUAUGUGGAGGGGGUGUGGAAGGUGAUCAACUGGAAGACUGCCGAGGAGAGGUAUAAGAAUGGGGUGGAGGGCAAUGUUGCUGGGCUUAAGCUGUGA
Molecule: messenger RNA, 645 nt
Organism: Aspergillus puulaauensis
Lineage: Eukaryota; Fungi; Ascomycota; Eurotiomycetes; Eurotiales; Aspergillaceae
Product: superoxide dismutase
Exons: 2
Coding region: 1-645 (214 amino acids)
Biological process (GO): superoxide metabolic process
Cellular component (GO): mitochondrion
Molecular function (GO): metal ion binding; superoxide dismutase activity
Source: RefSeq, a predicted model, not a curated record